Molecule: messenger RNA, 1977 nt
Organism: Didymodactylos carnosus
Lineage: Eukaryota; Metazoa; Rotifera; Eurotatoria; Philodinida; Philodinidae
Source: the annotation of a GenBank genome assembly
AUGAGUCCUAUACCACCGAAGGUCCUAGAUGACCUCUGCAGUCGUUUUGUCAUCAACAUUCCACCAGAACAAAGAAAUGAUCAUGUGCGAGUAUUGUUUGCAAUUGAAUUAGCGCAUUGGUUCUAUCUUGAUUUUUAUUGUGAAGAUUUUAAUGAUUUAAGAGCAUGCUCAUUAAGGGAUUUUGCCGAACAAAUUUUUUUACACUGUCCGUUUUUACGUGAUCAUGUAUAUGAAUUCGAAGCAAUCUUAUCAAAGUGGCGCGGUUUCAAAUCAUCUGUACCAACAUAUGGCGGCAUCCUACUUGAUCCAACUUAUGAACAUGUGUUACUCGUCCAAGGAUUUUACAAUCGCGAAUCAUGGGGAUUUCCAAAAGGAAAAGUUCAAGAAAAUGAGAUCCCAUUACAUUGCGCUAUUAGAGAAGUGAUGGAAGAAGUCGGUUUUGAUAUCAAAGAUCGUGCGUCUGAUAAUACCUAUAUUGAACGAUUAUUGAAUGGGCAGUUGAUUCGAUUGUAUAUUAUAGCCAAUGUUCCAUUAGACACAAGAUUUUGUGCAAAAACAAAGAAUGAAAUUAAAGAUGUGAGAUGGUUUCGUCUAGCAGAUUUGCCCUGUCACAAGCGAGACAUGACACCAAAGACAAAUUUAGAUUUAAGCCCAAAAGCAUUUUUUAUGGUUAUUCCAUUUAUAAAAGAUUUACGACGAUGGAUCGCUCAAGAGCAAGGUCUUCAUUCGUCAUCAAAUGGUCUCCACACAAGUGAUUCAGAUAAUGCGAACGAAUAUACCCAUAGUCUCCAUCAUCACCAGAGUCAGAAUCGGCCAACACAACAAAAUUGUAACAUGUCCACGUCACAAUUAGCUACUAACCAAAGAAGAAAGUAUGAUAGCGGAGUAAAACCAAUUAGUUUACAGCAACUAUUUGAAACAGAACAUACAAGGCAUAAUAAGUCUUAUCCGUUAUCCGAUUUUCAAAACAAUUAUUAUCAGAGACGAAACUCAACUAAAAUAAUAGCUGAUUUAACUGGCCAUCAAUAUCAAAUAACACAAAAUAUGAGAAAAAGUCGAACAAAAACAAACGAAAAUCAGGUAAUAAUCGAUCAAAGUCCAAUAAAACAGCCGACAAUACAAGAUACCAUCCAACAACAUUUUUGUAAAAUAUUAAAAAAUGAUUCGUUAACUGUUACCGAUAACACGAAUAUCGCUCAAACAAUUAAUGAAGCAUUAUUGUCAGAUAUGAAUAAUACUAAUAAAACUGUGAAAUUAAAUCAUAGUAUGAGUACACCGGCAACAACAACAACGCGUGAAAUAAAAACAACAAUUUUAUUAGCAACAUCGACAAGUACAAUUCAGAAAACUACGAACAAUAUUGUACAAAAUAAAAACGGUGAGAAACGAGUAUCUGGUACGCCAACAUCAAAUGAAGAAGGAAAUUCGUCACCAACAAAAUCAUCGUCUAUAAUAAAUAGUUUUAAUCGUAAUGAGGAUCACAACAAUUUGGGAGGAAAACAUAAAAAGAUGUCUCAUCAUCACCAUCAAAAAUCUAAUCAACCGCAAGUGCAAUAUACAAUAUUAAAAAAGAAUCAACCUAAUGAACCUACACGAAAUUUAUCGUCAAAAAAGUUUUCACGACAUAAUCCUUCAGAACAACAGAACAAUGUUGAAAAUCAACAAGAUGAUCAGAUAAAACAGACGGAUUAUGAUCUACAAAAUCGACGUCGCACUGAUCGUCGAUUACAAAUAACAAAUAAUAGUCAGCAACUUGAUCGAUCGUCUUCAUCAAAAUAUCCCAAUACUCGAACAAAUGUUACCAUACCAUUUUCAAAUUUAACGAACAAUAGUAACGAUAAUCAACAAAAACAAAGUACAUAUUCCCGUCGUUAUUAUCCUCAAAAUAAUCAUUCACAUCAACAAAAGCAAUUUUUUGGUCCGCGUUGUUGGACAAAUUUUCGUUUCAAUCGUCACGAAAUAUUACGUUGUUUAUAA